This is a messenger RNA of Bipolaris sorokiniana ND90Pr, 651 nucleotides long. RefSeq lists its product as uncharacterized. The transcript has a single exon. The record is from RefSeq and is a predicted model, not a curated record. Bases 1 to 651 code for a protein of 216 amino acids. Lineage: Eukaryota; Fungi; Ascomycota; Dothideomycetes; Pleosporales; Pleosporaceae.
AUGACUUACAUAACAGUAAAUUUUGACUAUGUUCAGUAUUCUAAACGCGAUGGUAGGCCCUAUUUCCAGGACCCAAAACACCCGAUGUGGAUACAGUUCAUAGAGAACGGCGAGUGGGUAUCAAUUCAUGUGUUGUGGAUAAAGCCGUACGUUUUUCUACAACAUUUUUCCCCUUUCGCCGUACUGGGACUAAUUCUAGAAAGAGAGAUCAUGGACGAGAACAUGAAAAAGAUCGUGGAAGAAGCGAAAAGACUGCUUCCCCAGGAAAAAAGCGCGACCGAGACAAUUAAUUCAUCUCAGCGUCCAACUUUGCCGUCCCUCCAGUCUUACCAUGCGGACACGCCGUUAAAAGCCACGCAUCACAACAUAGCCACUUCGUCGCAACAACGACUUCUUCCCGGACCGAAAUCGGACUCAUCGCUAUUCACACGGAGAAAUUCAUAUUCUCAAACUCCUAGAGAAGAGACGCAGCCUGGACCGGUCGCUAUCGAUGGUCACCAUCCGAGAUCUGAUUAUUACAGCAUGUCAGAUAAAACAUUGCACGGACGUGGAGGUCUACAUGCGGUACCUAUCGUCGACAACGAACAUAUCAACAAUCAGUCAACAGCUGUACUGCCCAGGUGUUCGCAAUGUAUGCGUACUAUGUCUUAG